This is a messenger RNA of Aspergillus eucalypticola CBS 122712, 1668 nucleotides long. RefSeq lists its product as uncharacterized. The record is from RefSeq and is a predicted model, not a curated record. Lineage: Eukaryota; Fungi; Ascomycota; Eurotiomycetes; Eurotiales; Aspergillaceae. The transcript is spliced from 5 exons. Bases 93 to 1556 code for a protein of 487 amino acids.
CCUUUAUUUACGAAGCUUCGCCAGCUUCCCUAGCUCUUAUUUAAUCCCAUCCCUACUGAUUAUAAUUACUCGUCUAAUCACCACCCGACACCAUGUCCGACGUUCAGAAGCCUGUCGAGGAGACUCCUGCGGCUGCCCCCGCCGUUGCUCCUGCUACUGAAGCGCCUGCUGCCACCGAAACCCCGGCCACCGAGACCCCCGCCGCUGAGGAGCCCAAGGAGACUCCCGCUGAGACCACUGAGGCUGCUGCCCCCGCCGCCGCGGAGGAGUCCAAGACCGAGGAGACUCCCGCUGAACAGCCCAAGGAGGAGCCCAAGCAGGAGGAGGUGACCCCCGCUUCUGAGGGUGUCCUGGGUUACAAGGCCCCCGGUCUCGUCAAGGGCCUCCGUUUCGCCAAGCGUUUCUUCUACUUCAGCGACGACGCUGUUGAGUCUAAGCAGCUGUCUGCCUUCCACCAGAACGAGAAGGCCGCGGUCGCCAACCCCAUCGCCGCCUGGGCCAGCCAGACCGGCAAGGGUCUUCUGUUCUUCACCAAGCGCGCAGAGGACAAGGCCUCCCCCGCCGGCAUCUUCAACCUGGCUGAUGUUUCCGACAUUGCCAAGGAGGGCUCCACCGAGCUGCACUUCAAGGUCAACGGCCAGAAGCACACCUUCCAGGCCUCCAGCACCUCCGAGCGUGACAGCUGGAUUGCCGCCCUCGAGGCCAAGGCUGCUGAGGCCAAGGCUGAGAAGGAGGCCGUGACCUCCAGCGAGGGUUACAAGGCCGAGCUCGAGAAGCUGAGCAAGCCUGCUGUUGCCGAACCCGCUAAGAAGGCCGAGCCUAAGGAGGAGGCUGCCCCCGCCGAGGACAAGAAGGAGGACAAGGCUGCCUCCAAGAGCCGCUCUCAGUCUCGCAAGAGGGCCAGCAUCUUCGGAACUCUUCUUGGAAAGAAGGAGGAGGCCAAGGAGGAGGCUGCCCCUGAGGAGAAGAAGGAGGAGAAGGAAGAGAAGAAGGCGGAAACCCCUGCCCCCAAGUCCAAGCGUGCUUCUCUUUUCGGCAACUUCUUCCAGAAGGUUACCAGCCCCUCCCACGAGAAGUCGGAGAAGGAGGCCACUGCUCCUGCCGAGACCGCUGUUGCUAGCACUGCUCCUCAGCUGGACAACCCCGUUGAGGAGGCCGCUGUGAAGCCCAUCGAGCCCGAGAGCGUGACUGCUCCCGCUGAGGCUGAGGCUGCUAAGGACGCCGCUCCCGUUUCUCCCGCCGCUGAGACCCCCAAGGACAAGCGUCGCACCUCUUUCUUCGGCAACUUCGGCAAGAAGAAGGGUGACUCCGACAACGAGGGUGCCGAUGGCGAGCCCAAGCCCAAGGGCAACAAGCUUGGUGGCAUCUUCCGCAAGCCCAGCAAGGCCGUGAAGUCCGAGCCCAAGGAGGCCACCGAGGCUGAGGCUGCUCCCAAGGAGGCUACCGUCCAGGAGUCUCCUGCCGAGGAGAGUGCUAAGCCCGCUGAGGCUGCUCCCGCUGAGGAGUCCAAGCCCGUCGACGUCGCCACUUCUACUCCUGUUCAAGCUGCUGCAUGAAGUGCUUCUCGCAAGGAAGUCGAGUAUGAGAAAUGGUGGGACCAGCGAUAUUCGUAUCCCAAUCCUUCAACUACUCGAUGAUCAGUCGUUCUGGAAAAUGAAAAGCCCGGAA